This is a messenger RNA of Callorhinchus milii (elephant shark), 5023 nucleotides long. It is a transcript of the gene usp7, whose product is annotated as ubiquitin specific peptidase 7 (herpes virus-associated). Gene Ontology annotation, biological process: protein deubiquitination; regulation of protein stability. NCBI's taxonomy places the organism in Eukaryota, Metazoa, Chordata, Chondrichthyes, Chimaeriformes, Callorhinchidae. The record is from RefSeq and is a predicted model, not a curated record. Bases 136 to 3435 code for a protein of 1099 amino acids. Gene Ontology annotation, cellular component: nucleus; cytosol. The transcript has 32 exons. Gene Ontology annotation, molecular function: cysteine-type endopeptidase activity; protein binding; cysteine-type deubiquitinase activity.
UGGUUAAGGGGGGAGGUACUAAGGAAAACUUUGAAACUGACGUUUUUAAAAAGUAUUUUUUUUGUUCUUUCAGCUGGGGAUACAGAUGAUCCCCCACGAAUUGCCCCAAAUCCAGUCAUCAAUGGUAACGUAGCAAUGGCAGAUGGACACAACAACACAGAGGAAGACAUGGAAGAUGACACUAGCUGGCGGUCAGAGGCCACAUUCCGUUUCACCGUGGAACGGUUCAGUAGGCUCAGUGAGUCGGUGUUGAGCCCUCCUUGCUUUGUACGGAAUUUGCCAUGGAAAAUCAUGGUAAUGCCUCGCUUCCACCCUGAUCGGCCCCAUCAGAAGAGUGUUGGUUUUUUCCUACAGUGCAAUGCUGAAUCAGAUUCCACGUCAUGGUCUUGUCAUGCUCAAGCAGUACUAAAAAUAAUCAACUACAAAGACGAGGAAAAGUCCUUUAGUCGAAGGAUAAGUCACCUCUUUUUCCACAAAGAGAAUGAUUGGGGUUUCUCUAAUUUUAUGACUUGGAGUGAGGCAACAGAUCCUGAAAAGGGGUUCAUAGAAGAUGACAAGGUUACAUUUGAAGUAUUUGUUCAAGCUGAUGCACCGCAUGGUGUUGCGUGGGAUUCUAAGAAGCAUACAGGUUAUGUGGGAUUGAAAAACCAAGGAGCCACCUGUUACAUGAACAGCUUAUUACAGACUUUGUUCUUCACGAAUCAGCUGCGUAAGGUAGUGUACGAUUGGGCUGUCUAUAUGAUGCCAACAGAGGGAGAUGAUUCAUCAAAAAGUGUCCCUUUAGCAUUACAAAGGGUUUUCUACGAAUUGCAGCACAGUGACAAACCAGUAGGAACUAAGAAACUAACAAAAUCGUUUGGGUGGGAAACACUAGACAGUUUUAUGCAGCAUGAUGUCCAGGAGUUGUGCAGGGUGCUACUUGAUAAUGUUGAAAACAAAAUGAAAGGGACCUGCGUUGAGGGCACAAUUCCGAAAUUGUUUCGAGGGAAGAUGGUGUCGUACAUUCAGUGCAAACACUUGGAGUAUCGAUCUGAGAGAAUAGAAGAUUAUUAUGACAUUCAACUCAGUAUAAAGGGAAAGAAAAACAUUUUUGAGUCUUUCAAAGAUUAUGUAGCCGUGGAACAGCUGGAUGGGGACAACAAAUACGAUGCUGGUGAACAUGGUUUACAGGAAGCUGAAAAGGGUGUGAAAUUCCUUACCUUUCCACCAGUGUUGCAUCUACAGCUUAUGCGAUUCAUGUACGACCCGCAAACUGAUCAGAAUAUCAAAAUAAAUGACAGGUUUGAAUUUCCUGAGCAUUUGCCCUUAGACGAAUUUCUGCAGAAACCUGAUCCCAAAGAUACUGCUAAUUACAUACUACAUGCAGUGUUGGUGCACAGUGGAGACAACCACGGUGGACAUUAUGUAGUCUACCUAAACCCUAAGGGUGACGGUAAAUUCCUCACAAGACCAACACAAACAUCUGUGAAAGAGGGAUUGUCCCAGCUCUCCACAGCAUGCAACUGGAAUAGUUCUCCUUGGUGUAAAUUUGAUGAUGAUGUCGUAUCACGGUGUACAAAGGAAGAAGCAAUUGAACACAACUAUGGAGGUCAUGAUGACGACUUAUCUGUGCGACAUUGUACCAAUGCCUACAUGCUGGUAUACAUCAGAGAAUCAAAACUGAGUGAGGUUUUGCAAGCAGUCACUGACCUUGACAUUCCACAGCAACUGGUGGAGCGCCUGCAGGAAGAGAAGCGGGUAGAAGCUCAGAAGAGAAAGGAGAGACAGGAAGCUCACCUCUACAUGCAAGUUCAGAUCGUAACAGAAGACCAGUUCUGUGGACAUCAGGGGAAUGACAUGUAUGAUGAAGAGAAGGUGAAAUAUACAGUGUUUAAAGUACUGAAGAACUCAACACUUGCAGAGUUUGUUCAGAAUCUCUCACAAACAAUGGGAUUCCCUCAGGAGCAGAUCCGAUUGUGGCCAAUGCAAGCACGGAGUAAUGGAACAAAGCGACCGGCAAUGUUAGACUACGAAGCAGAUAGUAACAAAACUAUGAUUGAGUUGAGUGACAAUGACAACCCAUGGACUAUAUUUCUGGAAACUGUUGAUCCAGAGUUAGCUGCCAGCGGAGCAACGUUGCCUAAAUUUGAUAAAGAUCAUGACGUGAUGUUAUUCCUGAAGAUGUACGAUCCCAAGACUCGCAGUUUGAAUUACUGUGGACAUAUCUACACCCCUAUAUCGUGUAAAAUACGAGAUUUACUGCCAAUCAUGUGUGAGAGAGCAGGGUUUCCGCAAGGAACUAACCUUAUCCUCUAUGAGGAAGUAAAACCCAAUUUAACUGAAAGAAUUCAGGAUUAUGAAGUGUCCCUUGAUAAAGCACUUGAUGAGCUCAUGGAUGGAGACAUUAUAGUAUUUCAGAAGGACGACCCAGAAAACGAUUCCAGUGAGUUACCAACUGCGAAAGAUUAUUUUCGAGAUCUCUACCACCGGGUCGAUGUCAUCUUCUGUGAUAAGACUAUUCCAAAUGACCCAGGAUUUGUGGUCACCUUGUCAAAUAGAAUGAACUACUUUCAGGUUGCCAAGACAGUUGCACAGCGGUUAAACACUGAUCCAAUGUUGCUCCAGUUCUUCAAGUCUCAAGGUUACAGGGAUGGGCCUGGGAACCCUCUUAGACAUAAUUAUGAAGGCACACUUAGAGACCUGUUGCAAUUUUUCAAGCCAAGACAACCAAAGAAACUCUACUAUCAGCAGUUGAAAAUGAAGAUCACAGACUUUGAAAACAGACGAAGUUUCAAGUGUAUAUGGUUGAACAGCAGCUUUAGGGAAGAGGAGAUAACACUAUAUCCAGACAAGCAUGGAUGUGUCCGUGAUUUGCUGGAAGAAUGUAAGAAGGCUGUAGAAUUGUCAGAGAAAGGGUCCAGCAAACUGAGACUACUAGAAAUUGUAAGCUACAAAAUAAUUGGAGUCCACCAAGAAGAUGAGUUGUUAGAAUGUUUAUCUCCAGCAACUAGUCGCACGUUCAGGAUAGAGGAGGUUCCAUCAGAUCAGAUUGAUUUUGACAAAGAGAAUGAGCUGUUGAUCCCAGUCGCACAUUUCCACAAAGAGGUUUUUGGCACUUUUGGAAUUCCAUUCUUGCUGCGGAUAUCCCAGAGCGAGCCCUUCAGAGAGGUAAUGAAACGAAUUCAGAGCAUGCUUGAAAUCCAGGAGAAGGAAUUUGAGAAGUUCAAGUUUGCUAUUGUGAUGAUGGGCCGACACCAGUACAUAAACGAGGAUGAAUACGAGAUCAACCUGAAGGAUUUUGAGCCACAGCCCAAAGACUGGCCUGUUCCAGAUUCUCUACAGUUAACUGGUAAUAUGUCUCAGCCAAGACCAUGGUUAGGGCUUGAUCACUUCAAUAAAGCUCCAAAGAGAAGUCGCUAUGCAUACCUGGAAAAAGCGAUCAAAAUUCACAACUGACACACCAAUACACCUGACUUAGUCAGCAUUACGUGUCUUAAAAAAANUUUACAAGACACUGUGUGCACCCUUUCAACAACAGUAAAAAAUGAACUUUGGUACAUGUGCACCUUGUCAGAAGUCUUCAGCGACAGGAUUUGCUGCUGAUGCUAAUUUUAUUUUGUUGAGGCUGUUCAGUUUGGCUUCUCUGUAAUCUAUUGACUGCCUAUUUUCCAGAUGGAAAGAUGAAAAUGGUUUUAUCCUUUUGAAAGAGCGUUGCAGUUGGGUGUGAAUUCUUGCUUGUUUUUAGGUUUAAAAAAAAGAUGUUGUGGCAGGAAUAUGGCAGCAUAGUGAAUGAAGGAGCUGAGUAGUAAGAAAACAGCUAGUCAUUUGCUAAAUGGUUCCAUGCCUUUAGAUAACCCACAGCAGAUGGCAUAGGAUUCUCAUCUCUGGUUGGCUGCUAAUUGAAAGUGUCGUGAACAAAAUACCUUCACAAGCGCUCGACGCAGCCGGCAUGUUCAUGUUUACAGUCAUUUGGAUAGUUUUUUUUCUUUAUUUAGGUAGUUUGGAUGAAUUCAGAAUUUUUGUGAAUUUGUAAACACCUCCACCAUUCACAGCAUUAAUAAAUGGUGUCUGUACUUCAUGUUGCACAUUGUUGGCACUUAAUAUUAAGGAGAUACAUUAUUUUCCCAGCUGAAUGUGGUCUUUGAUUUAUUUUUAAACAUGAUAUGGGUUUUUUGUUCAUCCCAUACUCUUUGUAGAACACCUUGGCAAUAAUAAUAAAUCCGUACUCAUUGUAUCCUGCCUGGUGCGAGUUUGUAGGUCUGGCUAAGCUUGUUUUAUUUUGAUGCUGCAGCCAUUAGUAUUUGCUGAUGGUGACUGGCUGGAGUAGGCGGGGAGGGGUGGGGGGGGUUUACUGUGCUGCCUUUACUGUGGGCAAAUGUUUUUAAACCGAGGAAAAGACGGUGGCUGGAAAAGGGGCAAAGUCGAAAAGUCUUGAACGUGUUCUCUUUUUGUCAUGGUGAGAUGUGAAAAAUUAUACUUGACAAAAAACACACACAGCCUUUAUAGCACAGAGGGCAUGCUCGAUAACGUAAGUAGUAAGCUGUUGACUUUGUAAAAAUUUUAAAAAAUACACAAAAAUUGUAUAUUUAAUGAUGAACAUGUACAAUUUAACACUCGAAGGAUGAAAUUCCCAUGGGAGGAGUCUGCAGGUAAAGUCACUGAUGUUGAUAUUCAUUGCGUGUAGUUUAUUUCAACCUUUUUUUAAAGCUAAUUGCAGCAGCGUGUCUAGUUGAGUUCAGUAAAUAUAGAAUCUGCAAUUCACAACUUUAAUUUCCCUUUCCCUCUUUUAAAAAUUUCUUCACGUAGCAGUGUAUGAAAUCCUUUCCUGUAUAUUGCCUUUUUGCUGGAUAAUGUUGUAUGUUGAAUAAAAUUUUCUAUAAAAAAGCGUUGCAUCUGCUUUGUGCCCUGACAAAGUGAGAUCCCUGCGUUAUUAGAACUGAUUUUCUUUUUUGUUUGAGCAGUUUUACCUUUACAAAACGUGUUUCUGGAUACACCUGCAGAUUUUUCUGUAUUGUUGAAUGUUAUAAAAGUAGAUUUAGACCAA